Molecule: messenger RNA, 2094 nt
Organism: Erigeron canadensis
Lineage: Eukaryota; Viridiplantae; Streptophyta; Magnoliopsida; Asterales; Asteraceae
Exons: 4
Coding region: 488-1822 (444 amino acids)
Source: RefSeq, a predicted model, not a curated record
CUGAAAAUCUUGGGAUAAUAAUGUAUCAAAAUUAAAAUAACAUCGCAAAAGCUUACAGAAUUCAACACUAUUUACUAUUUAGAUUCCAUUGGUGUCAAUGUGUCAUGUUUCUUUUCAUCUCUACUCUAAUAAACAGCAGCCUGUUUUGACCAUUUCUGCAAUCAAUGCCAUUUGGCUUCUGUUUCACUGUAUUAUUGUUAAUUAUUGCUAAUUAUUUACUGUUUCAUUGUAUUAUUGCUAAUUGUAUAUUACUAAAUGUCUUUUUGUGGGGUUUACUUGAAUUGGCUAAAUUUGAUAUUUUGUCAUCCGGGUGUCACUCUGUUUCCACUUUUUUGUCGGUGUUGAUGAAAAAGUUCUGAAUUUUAUCAUAAUUCUCAGCUUAUGGGAUGUUUUCUUGAAUUCAUAUAAAGAAUCUUGAUAUGGGUUUUGGUCAAAAUAUGUAAACUUGUUUCAGUUUUUGUAAUGCAUUUUGGAAUUCUUGAAAAAAAUGGCUACUUUGGUUCCUGGGGUGUUGCUAAAGUUGCUUCAAAAUAUGAAUACAGAUGUAAAAGUUGGAGGUGAACAUCGAUCAUGUUUAUUGCAAGUAGUGAGCAUUGUGCCUUCUUUAGCUGGUGGCGAUUUUUUGAAAAAUCACGGUUUUUAUUUAAAGACAUCAAGAAAAUGGGCAGGUGGAAGGAUGCCAUCUAAAGAGGGAAAUAAUAAAGUAACUUCAUUCGUGAAGUCAUCAAAAGAGGAAAACAUGGUUCGAACGCCUGCAAAGGGAGUAACUAAAGUUGAAGAUAUAGUUAAUCAUGAUCAUUCAAGUAAGCAAAAGUUAUCAUCUGAGAGAAAAUUAUCGUCGGAGGUUUCUUUUAAAGGAUUACCAGGAAACAUGAUGAAGGUUUCUCUUAGUAAUAAGAGAUUAACAGAUGUAAAUGGUUCUUUGUCUUCACUCCCUUUUCCUAUCUCAAAGAUUGGUAAGGAAGUCCUAAAGCAUAGAGAUUCUGCACAGAUUGCUGCUGUGGAAGCAUUGGAAGAGGCUUCAGCUGCUGAAAGCAUACUUCAGUGUGUAAGCACAUAUUCCGAGCUAUGUUCGUCUGCAAACGAAGCCACCCCACAGGCAACUGUGGAACAGUUCUUAGCACUGCAAGUUAGCUUGAAUAGUGCUUAUCAGAUUGCUGAAUCUCUAUCGAAAGUUAUUAGUCUUGGUUCACCAUCAGAUUGUGAUAACCCAUUAGAAGAACACUUAAAGGUGGAAACAAACCGGCACAAGCAAGCAAAUCUAUGGGUUCAUGCUGCCGUAAUAACCAACUUAUCAUCUUUCUUAGUGUACAGCAAAGCGUCGCCAUCUUAUUCCCUCCAUAAGCCUACACUUGUACUCGAGGGAUCUACCAAGACCACCCCAACUAAAUCAAAAGUCAACUCAAAUUUGAGGUCAACAGUUAAUCCAAAGGCAAGAGCGCCACCUCCAAACAAAUGGGAGAAAGGAGCUUGUCUUGAAGAGAUAGUACAGCUGGCAAAAAUGCUACAGAUGGAGUCACAAGAAUGGUUCAUGGGGUUCAUUGAAAGAUUCUUGGAUGCCGAGGUAAGCCCCUGCAUGUCGUCUAAUAAGGGUAGGAUUAGGAUAGCGGGUAUGUUAACUCAGCUCAAGAAUGUUAAUGAUUGGUUAGAUAAGGUUGGAACUAGUAAAUAUGAAGGAGAAACUUUUCCUUUCUCCACAGAGAGAAUCGAUCAUAUAAAGAAGAAGAUAUUUGAUCAUCUUCUUACACAUGUAGAAUCCGCUGCGACUGCACUUGGUGGAAGCUCAGCAUCAGUGAAAAAUGAAAGCAAAGUUAAAAGGUAAAUGAAGUUUUUCUAUCUAUAAAAGAUUUGUAUAUACAAGCUCAAGUGUUUAAAAGAUUGUUGAGUGUGUACAUGAAGUGUUCAUAUAGCUGAUUACAGGGGGAAAAAAAAACAAAAUACUUAAAAGUCAGGUUUGUUAAGAUUUUCGUCUUUCUUUUUUUCUUUUUUCUUUUAUAACUUUUGGGAUACAAAUAUUGGACUCAUAUGUAGAAGAUCAAGAAUUGGUUGUUCUUGUUACAUGUAGCAAUUUUUAAUUGUCAUGAUUGUAAUGAA